ACAACAAAUAAUUUUCUUUACCACCGAAAGGCAUGAACAUGCUUUCAACCAAGUCUUCACUAAAGUCUCUCCUUCAAACAACUGAGAGUGAGCAUAACCCAUUAACCAUGUCUGAUGAUCAGAUUUUGGAGCAAAUUUACUCUACCCAUGUUCACAGUGACACCAAGUUUGAUGUAGACUCUCUUUUCACCCUUGUUGAGAACACCCUUAGACGUUCAACCCACAUUGUCGACAAUGUUGUUCAGGGCUCUCAACCAAGCUUGGAAAACCUAGACGACAAGAUCCCCCAAUUCAGUUCUCCACUCUGUACCCUGAAGCAGAUUUCUUCCGAGAUGUCAUGCAAGCCUCCAAGUGAGGAAAUUGCUCACAAAACUACACUUGCCAUACUUAACAAGCUCUCCAAAUAUGAGUGGGACGCAAAAGCGGUUUUGACUCUGGCGGCUUUUGCGUUGGAGUAUAGUGAGUUCUGGUUGCUAGCUCAGCAUCAACCAACAGAUCCUCUUGCUAAAUCUGUGGCUGUUCUGAAGCGAGUGCCAGUGCUGACAAGGCCCGCAGCACUUCAAAAGCACCGCCAAGCCAUUAUUGAGGUGAACAAUUUGGUGAAAGCAACUUUGCAAGUGAUUGAGGUAAUUUUUGAGUUGGAGAAGCUUACCACUUAUGACACAAAGGAUGUGCCUGCUUUGGGGACUGCAAUUGAGCAAAUUCCCGUUGAUGUCUAUUGGGCCAUCAUCACUAUCGCUGCAGUUGUUACUCAGAUUGAUUGCCUCACCACUGAAUCGGAGCACAAGCAAGAGCUGUCUCACUAUGGUCAAAAGCUCAACAUCAUACUCAGCAAACUGAGGAAGCAGAUCACGCUCUGUGGACAACAGAUAGAUGAGGCAGAAUAUUAUCGUAGGCUCAGGAAACUUUUCCAAACCCCCACUGAAAUAAUGGUGGUGUUUAAGGUUUUGAUUUUCAACAAGGAUGCUCCACAGCCCCUGUUUGAUGGUGCAACUAAGACCACGGUUGACAUAUCUGUGCUAAAAAAGAAGAACGUGUAUCUGUUUAUUUCUACCCUAGACAUCACGGAGGAAGAGAUUUCAGUACUUCGACCAGUUUAUGAUUCAAUUAAAACUAAUGAUCAGUAUAAGAUUGUGUGGAUUCCCAUUGUGGAGGAAUGGACCGAGCAGCUGCGCAAGAAAUAUGAGGUUGUAAAAAGCAAGAUGCGUUGGUAUGUGGUGCAACCCUUUGGAACCAUAGCUGGGUAUAAGUACAUUAAGGAGGAAUGGCACUUCAAAAAGAAGCCCAUGGUUGUGGUGUUGAGUCCUCAAGGGAAGGUGCAGCACACAAACGCAUUCCAUUUGAUUCAGGCUUAUGGAAUGAAGGCUUUUCCAUUUACAACUUCGAAUGAAGAAAGCAUAAACAAAGAGUUCGAGUGGGUUGGCUCUGUUGUAGGCGGCAUUCACCCCAACAUAGACGCUUGGAUCAAAGAGAAAAAGUACAUUUUCUUUUACGGAGGCAAUGACAAAGAGUGGAUUCAACAGUUCACUAAGUAUGCGACUGCCCUUGCAAACGAUUCUGUCAUAAAAGAGGCAAAGAUUUCCAUAGAAUUAUUUUGUGUGGAAAAGGAGGACAAAAGCCUCGUGAGACGCUUUUGGAGUGGCAUUGAGAGUUUGUUUGUGACAAAGGUUCACAAGACAGUUGAUGCAGUGACUCAGGAAGUGCAAAAGAUGCUCUCUUACAAGAAUGAAACUGGAUGGGCUCUCCUCAGCAAAGGGUCAUCUGUGGUGGUGAGUGGUCAUGGAAACACAAUCUUGAAGACAGUGGCAGAGUUUGAGAAGUGGAGAGAAGUUGUGGUCAAGAAGGGCUUUGAGUCCUUUGAGUUAUGCUUCAAAGAAUACCAUGAGAAGAUUGUGAGCACCACUCACCGUUGCUCACACCUUGAAAUUCCUAAUGUUGCAGGAAAGUUACCAGAGACCAUAAAAUGCCCUGACUGUCCUAGGACUAUGGAGAUUUCCAUCAGCUAUAAAUGUUGUCAUAAUGAGACUACCGCCAAUGCCAUACCCUAG
Messenger RNA from Abrus precatorius (Indian licorice), 2048 nucleotides. Its product is annotated as protein SIEVE ELEMENT OCCLUSION B-like. Bases 33 to 2048 code for a protein of 671 amino acids. The record is from RefSeq and is a predicted model, not a curated record. Lineage: Eukaryota; Viridiplantae; Streptophyta; Magnoliopsida; Fabales; Fabaceae. Gene Ontology annotation, biological process: phloem development. The transcript has 7 exons.